Molecule: messenger RNA, 3945 nt
Organism: Hemicordylus capensis (graceful crag lizard)
Lineage: Eukaryota; Metazoa; Chordata; Lepidosauria; Squamata; Cordylidae
Gene: C2H17orf75
Product: chromosome 2 C17orf75 homolog
Exons: 10
Coding region: 93-1274 (393 amino acids)
Cellular component (GO): trans-Golgi network
Source: RefSeq, a predicted model, not a curated record
CCUUUGCGCCGAUAUGACGGAGCUGAAUAGCGGGUGGUACUGUACGGCACUAGGGGGAGCGGGUUUUCUUUGCUCCAAGCCCGAAAGCUAAGAUGUUGCCCUCCCUUCAGGAGUCCGUAGAAGGGGACGAGAAGGAGCUGGAGAGCUGCGAGGAGGGGGGCGGCUUGCCGGAGGAACGGAAACCGGACCGCAGCAGCAACAGCUACUAUUGUCUGUACGGCUACCUGGGCUGCAGGGUACACCAGGGAGUAGAUAGCGAUGAUGGGAGUCCAAGCAACACAGCAGCUGAAACUCCAUCUUCUGAUGAUUUCAGUCUCUCUUUGGUGGACACUAACUUACCAGCUGAAGCAGAAACGGAACUGCGCGGUUUUAUUGCCAAACAGAUCGCAAAAGGAGCCUUUUUUGAAGGGAUGGGCAAUGUUGCAUCUGUAGAAUUGAGCAUACCAGAAAGUCCAGUUGGUUGUUAUUACUGCCUGUUCCAGCCAGAAAAAUGUGAAGAAACUGCAAACUCAGAAUCAAGCAUCACUCCGUUAGACUAUGUAAUCUGUUUUUUGGGAGGCUCAGAGAAGGGGCUUGAACUUUUCAGACUUGAGCUUGACAAAUACAUUCAAGACUUGAAGAUUAACCUAGAUCCAGAGCACAAUAACCUGGAGACUUGUGUUAAACCACACCUCAAAACCUGGUUUGAGGAUUCUGUAUGCCCUAUUCAGAGGGUAGUACAGCUCUUCCAGGAGAAACUUGACUUUGUCCUACAUGCUGCUCUGAGUUAUACUCCAGUUGAAGUCAAAGAGUCAGAUGAAAGAACAAAAAAGGACAUUAACAGCUUCCUUAGAGCUGCAAGCCUUCAAGGUCUUGUUCAGGAAGGCACAAUGACUUCUUUAUGCAUAGCAAUGACAGAGGAACUACACAGAUCAGUGAUUAUAGACUGUAGUGGACCACAGCCUCAGUUUCACAAUGCAGGAAGUAACAAAUUCUGUGAAGACUGGAUGCAGGCUUUUUUGAAUGGUUCUGAAGCGGGAAAUCCAUUUCUCUUCCGACAAAUACUGGAGAACUUUAAACUGAAGGCCAUACAAGACAUCAACAACCUGAAGCGGUUCAUCAGACAAGCAGAAAUGGACCAUUACGCUUUGUUCAAGUGCUACUUGUUUCUGAGGAACUGUGGCAGCGGAGACGUCCUCUUGAAGAUUGUGAAAGUGGAACACUCGGAAAUGCAAGAAACCAAGAAUGUAAUUGCUGUCCUUGAAGAAUUUAUGAGAGAAACGCCUAUAGCCUAAUAACACUCCCCUUUAAUAUAGGGCUAUGUUCACUUGCAGAUUUAGUGUGUAUCUAUGAGGUCAUUCACACAAUCAAAAACUGUGUCCUACCCGGGUUUAGGAGCUGUGUGUGCUCCCAGUUUUCAGUUGUGUGGAAGCAAGGUAGGAGGAAAACCUGGAUAGAAGUUAUUGUAUUGAAGGAAGGUAAGAGGAAAACCUGGGUAGCUUUUCCUCCUACCUUGCUUCCACACAACCUAAAAUUGGGAGCACACACAGCUCCCAAACCCAGGUAGAACACAGUUUUUGAUUGUGUGAAUGACCUCUAUGUGCAUUCUGUAAUUUUUGAGACAGAAACUCAAUUUUUUUUAGCCAUGUGUACACUCUGUGGAGGUCUACAGUUGACCCCAGUUCCCCAUACUCACAUCCCAGGGUCUACUGUGGGCACAUACUAUGUCGCCCUGCUGUACCAGCUGUUUUCGUAAUGUGUGAAGUGGCCUUUAAGAGGAGAAGUGUUUCAAGAUUUUUAACAUUGUCAUUGUGUAAUAGAAUUCACUCUUUAGGAAAACUGGAAUGAACUGACUUUUAAUUUCUAAUCAUUACAUUUUGCACAAACUCUUCUGUUAACUUUUAGGGCAUUCUUUGGGGGAAAAUGAUUCCUUUUCUUCUUCAUGCUUUGGGGAUUGGAGGAUAUGUAGUCUGUGUUUUCCACACUGCACCAAGUGAUGCCUUCAUACUGUAUUUGUGUUUUAAGUAUUUUCUUAACAUGCAAAAGCUGCCACAGUGGAUCAUGCUUCAACAUUCUGAUCAGGUUUAAGGACACAUGUUCCUAUGAAAUAAUUGUUGAAAUAAUUGUUGAAAGAAGAUUAAAAAUAGUAUAUCAAACCUCUUACAAUUAAGCACCAUGAAAGCUUUCUUGGCUAAGCCUAUCUUCUUUUCGCUUGGUACUUGCUUGCACAUCAUGAAUUAGUAAUGGAUUCAGGGUUACUCUCUCUGUUGUAGUGAGUGAAUAAAUUUGCUUUCUGUUGCAACUGUGGCUGCAAGCCAGAGGGCCAAGUGCACGGCAUCUGCACUGCAUGUAAGCCUGCUUUCCCCCGAGAUUAACUCUUAGCACCUGCUCCCUUCAAACUGUUUCUGUGAGUUUACAAAGCAGGUUGGGGAGCUAUAAUGUGAGAGCCCUUUAAGAUGAAAUAUGGGGUUGCAGAUUUCAUAAUUUCCCAUCCACCUAAACUGUUUUAAAUACUGUUUUAAAUACCAAUCUGAUAUUUGGUAGGGGAAGGUAGAAUGAGUCUCCAGCCCCCCCCCCCGAACAGCUGAUCAGUAAGAGUAGUGCUUCUUAAAAAGCACGACUUGUGCAGUUUUGCUGAUGGACUGUGCUGGGAGAUCAUACCUGCCCAGUUCAUUUGGGCACAAUUUUUCACCCAGCUAAGGAUAUGUGUUGAGAAAAGUGCUUCUGUACAUGUAUAAUCCCUGGUUGGAUUGGGGCACAUUUCUGGUUUUGGCCAGAUGUAUCUGCUUCCAUUUUGAAUUUGUCUGUAUCCUGUAUAGUGAAGAAAUGUUUAUCAGGUGCUUUUCACUUGUCUUAAAAAUAUGAUCUGUUCUAAUGAUAAUCCAGGAUGGAGCUCAGUCCAGCAAAAAAUGUUUCAAUAGCUUCAGUUCAAAGAUUCUUAAGUUCAACGGUGGCUAUAUACCCAUGUGUCUGUAUGCACAGUCAGCUUUGGCAGCACCAUUCACCGGGGUGGGGGUGGGGGAAAGGGAGGCUGGAUUCUAUGGCACAGACAGGUGACUGGUGCCGUCAGGUUACCUGCACUAAUCAUCUAUUAGGAGAUAGAAGUACAGAUCUGAUUUGGACUGGGGAACUACAGGUACAGCCCUGGGCUAGGGAUGUAGGUUUUAUAUUCUACACAUCCCUCUUUUGUAUACAUUCAAGUCUUGACACAGCAAAAAGAUCUGUAUGUACCUGCUUGCUUUUGCUCUGCUAGAUUGUAGCCGAAAAACCAAAAACACAAGAGGGUCAAGCAAUUGAUGAACCCAGCAUUCAGAUUAAAUGAUACUUGUGUCAAAAUUGUUAAUUACUUAUUGUUCCAUUUGUUAAGCAUGACACACAUCCCUUGACAUUAUUUUGCUUUUUCAUGUUUAGAAUAACUAUCUCAUUUAAAAAAAAAAAAUGAAAGAAGCUGAAUAGCAAUUCUUUAAUGGAGUCUGUGCACAAGUAAUUGUUAGAACAAAACUAUACAGUAUGUAUUGUACACAAUAGAAAAAUAUUUGGACAUUUAUUACAGCAUGCUACUUUGCAAGUACUGUGUUUGCUCUACUAGCCCUUGAUGAGAAAGCAUAUUCCAUUCAGCAUUUUUAAGGCAAAAUUACAUCAUUUGGUGCUAUAACAGUUAACCAUGGAAGGAAGCCCUAACCGCGUAAGCAUAGAAAGAAAAGCUUCACAAAUCUAGCUUUAGUUGUAAACUUAACAGACACUGUGGGGAGUCAGGACACAUUCAGUGACUACUAGUACACUUAUUAAACUUGGUGAAAAUUAAUGUAUUUUUGCUGCAUAAAAUUCAGCCUGUGGAAUUCUGUCUUGUGAAGUGCUCUGUGAUAUAAGUUUGUACUCUGUUUUGAGAUUCUGAAGAACCUCAUUCUGGAGCAUUCCUCAAUUAAAAACCAGUGAUUAAUUGUAUUAAAAUGCAUUUACCUUCAA